CCCCUCCCUCGUCUCCCCGGGGCUCGGGUUCGGCCGCCGCCAUCUUGCUCAGGGUACAGCGGAAGGCGGGCGGACGGACGGACACAGAGAGAGCGGGAACCACAUCCACCGAGAGAGAGAGGGAGUUGAUAACGGGGCGGCGGCGGCCAUGAGGAGAAAGCGGCUGUGAGGCCCCUCUCCCCACACACGGAGAGUCGGCGAGUGGUUUCCGAACAGGAGGGGGUGGGGGGGGGGGUGUGUGUGUGAGGUGAGCCGAGGCCGGCCCCUCUGUGACCCACCGCCCGGCCCGGCCCGGCCCGGCCGCUGGUACCGGGGACUGCAGCCCGGGCUGUGAGUGUCCGGACGCUGGGGGGUUUGGGGAUAGGGUAGGCGGCGGCGGGUGGGGGGGUAGUUUGGCCAUGGCCGCCGCCAAGUUCGAGUCUCACGACCGGGCGAGCUGGUACUUCGGUCCGCUGAGCCGGCCGGAAGCGCAGGCCAAGCUGCUGGGCCAGCGGCACGGCACCUUCCUGGUGAGGGACAGCAGCACCUGCCCGGGCGACUACGUGCUGUCGGUGUCCGAGAACUCCAAGGUGUCGCACUACAUCAUCAACAGCCUGCCGGGCAAGUUCAAGAUCGGCGACCAGGAGUUCGACAACCUGCCGGGCCUGCUCGAGUUCUACAAGAUCCACUACCUGGACACCACCACCCUGAUCGAGCCGGCCUCCCGGGCCCCCGGACCGGCCCCGGCCCCGGCCUCGCUGCCGGCCCCGCUGCCGGCCAAAGGCCCCGGCGCCGAGGAGAGCGCCGAGUACGUGCGGACACUGUACGACUUCCCGGGCAACGACGUGGAGGACCUGCCCUUCAAGAAGGGCGAGCUGCUGGUCAUCGUGGAGAAGCCCGAGGAGCAGUGGUGGAGCGCCCGCAACAAGGACGGCCGCCUCGGCAUGAUCCCGGUGCCCUACGUCGAGGUGGUGGUCAAGUCGCAGCCCCAGCCCCAGGCGCCGCAGCCCCAGCCGCAGCCGCCGCCGAGCCUCCAGGCCCAGGGCCAGCAACAGCAGCAGGCGGCCGCCUACCGUAACUCCAGCAGCUACGGCAUCCCCGAGCCCGCGCACGCUUACGCCCAGCCCCAGACCAGCAGUCCCCUGCCCACCGGCACCAACCCGCUGCCCAGCACCCAGAACGGACCCAUCUAUGCCCGGGCCAUCCAGAAGCGGGUCCCCUGCGCCUAUGACAAGACGGCCUUGGCCUUGGAGGUUGGUGACCUUGUGAAAGUGACCAGGAUGAAUAUCAGCGGCCAAUGGGAGGGUGAGGUGAAUGGACGGCAAGGACUUUUCCCUUUCACUCACGUCCAGAUCUUCGAUCCCCAGAACCCCGAAGAGAAUGAGUGACCCAGAGAUCCGGGUACGAGUGGUCACCUCCAUCUGCCUGUUCAUCGCACACGGUAUCAGCAUCACAUCUGGUGCAUCGCUUCCAGACUAAUGGGGAAACCAUCACUUUGCCAUGGAACCGCGAUUGGAUUUUUGAGUAUCUGCUUACCUGCUGGAUUUUAAUGUUUCUGUCUGAGCUCUUCCCACGUACCAUUAAAGCUACAUGAUUACUAAUAAUAAAUGGAGAAAAGGACGGGAGAGAGACAGUCUUGAUCUCAGUGCUGCAAUAAUUAAUGCUUCAGUAAACAUUUGAAGCCAACUGGGAUAACUGAGCAAAUACU
This is a messenger RNA of Chiloscyllium plagiosum (whitespotted bambooshark), 1687 nucleotides long. It is a transcript of the gene crkl, whose product is annotated as CRK like proto-oncogene, adaptor protein. Gene Ontology annotation, biological process: enzyme-linked receptor protein signaling pathway; positive regulation of ERK1 and ERK2 cascade; cell migration. Gene Ontology annotation, cellular component: cytoplasm. Gene Ontology annotation, molecular function: receptor tyrosine kinase binding; signaling adaptor activity. Lineage: Eukaryota; Metazoa; Chordata; Chondrichthyes; Orectolobiformes; Hemiscylliidae. The record is from RefSeq and is a predicted model, not a curated record.